This is a messenger RNA of Culicoides brevitarsis, 849 nucleotides long. Its product is annotated as large ribosomal subunit protein eL22-like. The record is from RefSeq and is a predicted model, not a curated record. Gene Ontology annotation, biological process: cytoplasmic translation. The transcript is spliced from 4 exons. Gene Ontology annotation, molecular function: structural constituent of ribosome; RNA binding. Gene Ontology annotation, cellular component: ribosome. NCBI's taxonomy places the organism in Eukaryota, Metazoa, Arthropoda, Insecta, Diptera, Ceratopogonidae. The coding region runs from base 30 to 803 and encodes 257 amino acids.
GCACAUCCGCUUUGGUGGCUCCAAACAGGAUGUGGACCUGUCAUUUUCCGCAUCGUGUAGCUCCCUGUUUAUUUGUCACGGCUCUUUCUUUUCUGUCAAGUUCUCGACGAGUUAAAAUGCCAGCCGUGGAUAAAAAAAAGAAGGCUGAGGCCGGAGACAAGAAACCAAAGGCCGAUGCAGCCAAGGCAACAAAACCUGCUGCUGCCAAGAAAGAAGCUGUUCCAGCGAAAAAAGAAACUGCUAAAGCUAAGCCAGUUGAAGCUAAGAAAGUAGCUCCAGCACCAAAACCAGCUGCUCCAGCAAAAAAAGAAGAAGUCAAGGAGGAUGCACCUAAAAAGACUUUUGAAAAGAAGGCCGCUGCAGGAAAGGUAGCUAAGCCACCAAAGGCUAAAGUUGCCCAAGCGGUAAAAGCCGGCAACGCUGCUAAAAAUGUUUUGCGUGGAAAAGCAGUGCAAAAGAAAAAGAAGGAACAUCUUCGAUUUGGCGUUGAUUGUACCAACAUUGCUGAAGACAACAUUAUGGAUGUAUCGGACUUUGAAAAAUACCUUCGUGAACACUUUAAAGUUCAUGGCAAGACAGGUAAUUUGGGUCGUAAUGUUACCUUUGAAAAGCAAAAGUUCAAGGUUUACGUAAACUCCGAUGUACACUUUUCCAAACGGUAUUUGAAGUACCUAACUAAGCGCUACUUGAAGAAGAACAGUUUGCGUGAUUGGAUCCGUGUCGUUUCCAACGAUAAGGACUUGUAUGAGUUACGUUACUUCAGAAUUGUUUCAAAUGAUGAUGAUGAAGAGGAUAACGAAUAAACAAAUAAACUUGAAAUGCCAACUGCAUAUAUUGCGUUGUGAAGAA